AUGUCAUCUGAAGGAAAAACAACUGAUCUUACGCUUGACGAUCUUGAUAACAUCGACACAACGUUGUUGACACUGAGGAAGCCGACGGAAUUAAAGAAAGUGAUCGAUUCAGUGCCAAAACCUGUGAGAGCCGUGCCAAAAAAUGGCUUGCCUCUGUGGUACAAACUGGGGCUGGAGUGUAAGUUGCCUGUGCCAAAAAUGCCGGUCGGGAAAGUUAUAUUUUCGCGCGGGAGGAUCGGAGAAGAUGUCCGAAGACUUGGCCUGGGCAUCGGCAGCGGUCCUCGCCCUACCUUCGACCUGACAGAUCCAUACUGCAACAACGUUACCUACGACUACGUACCAAUGCAUGACCCACACUUGGCUCAUCAUUUUGCACAAAAACCAGCGAGGAACAGAAUGAAGCAACUUGGGUUCUGCACGAAGGAUGGGAGGGCAGUGUGUUCUCUAAAGGAGUUCAAUCAGUAUAGAAAGUAUUUGUACAACCAGUUCAUGGAUAGGAUUCAUAUGGAGAUGAAGAAGCUGGAUGAACGUGCAAAAGACGACUUGACCCUCAAACGAGUGGAGACGGACGUGGCCAGGAGAAUGCAGGUGUUCACGAAGGCUGAAAAAGCAAGGGAACACCUCGCGAAGGUGGCUCAGGAACAUGCUGAUGAGUGGGCUGAGAAGAAAGCUGCUGCCAAAGCCCACGAGAAGAAAAUCCAAGCUAGGAUGAAUUAUUUAGCAGAGUACAAUGCUAAGCAACGUAGAGAGCGUGCGAUGAAGGCUCGAGAUAAACAGAAUAGAAUCAAGCAGAGAGUGCAAGCCGCAGCUGAGAUGGAACUUCGACGUAAGAUCACCAUGGUGCGCCAGUGGAGAGCGAAUGAGAAGAAGAGGGUAAAUAGACUCAAGGCCGAGAGGGAGGCCAAGAUUUUGCGGCUGGAAAAUGAGGCAAAUAGUAAAUGGAUCGCUCGCGUGGAAGCUCAGAACACGAAGUUGCAGGAAGAAGCUCUGCUGCUACAGCUGUACUCUGACGAUAUGACAGCUGGAGCCAGGCGAAGAAGAAAGAAGGCAGAAGUGUACGCGUACAAUACAGAUUUAGAGUUGCAACGUAUCAGAUUAGCUAAUUGGAAGUUGAUGCAUGGAGGGACUGCGAAGGUGGCACGCCUCGUCAGAAAGAUGGGCUCGGAGUUCGAAAAGUCGAAGCGUGGUGCCAAGGGUAUGAGUCCGCAUUUGGCUCAGAAGAUGGCCGCUGAAGCGAUGGCUAAUGCAAUGUCCACGUCUGGAGAUACUCUCAUGAUGCUUGGACAGGCACGAGCCAGAAUGGAUAUGGAAACCAUUCUACCUUUGGCUCCGAUACAAAUUGUAGAUGAGUUGUUGGAGUCCACUAUCAGGGAGUUUGCUCGUCGUCGCGUGCACAAUCUCCUUGUGGACGUGGAACGAGCAGUACAGGCUCGUGCCUCCCUGAUAUUCUUCCAGAACUUCAAACCUUCUACCGCCAAGAAACGUAAUAAGCCGCGUUGGGCUCACCAAGUGCACUCGGAAAUGACGCGUCAGUUCUUGCACCAUCGUGACACUAGUCAGCUUGGGUUUGGUGAAGUCGUCAGGAUAGCAAAUGAAGAAGAAGUAGAUUUUGAUCUGAAAAGUGUUAAGGAUCGACCGCCUACGCCAGUGCCGUCGAAGACCAAACUGGCGGAGGUGACUUUUGUCGACAGAGUUGAAGAUUUGCCCGAUCCUGUACCCUCUUCCCUCCCAGAACGGAAGAAAUUACUUGAGAUGGUCAACAUAUCAGCGAGGUUGCUCUCCAGAUCUGUGAGCCAGAAGGUACAGAAAGGCAUGGACACCACAGUGGGGAAGGUGACUCUGCCACCAAUGCGGCAUCCCAUGGAAUGGGGUGAAGCGGUGGAAGGUCUCUCGACGGCCGUUGUGGAUAACCGCAUCAACGCAGACUGUGGCGAUGUGCGCCGCACCAGUGACUUCCUCACGCACAGAGUACUGAAAUCAUUGAUGAACAGCAUGAAGUUCGAGAGAAAGAGCGGGACUAUACCAACGCUGAAAGAUGUAUAA
Molecule: messenger RNA, 2043 nt
Organism: Spodoptera littoralis (African cotton leafworm)
Lineage: Eukaryota; Metazoa; Arthropoda; Insecta; Lepidoptera; Noctuidae
Source: the annotation of a GenBank genome assembly